Messenger RNA from Argiope bruennichi, 3923 nucleotides. RefSeq names its product nurim homolog. NCBI's taxonomy places the organism in Eukaryota, Metazoa, Arthropoda, Arachnida, Araneae, Araneidae. Gene Ontology annotation, cellular component: nuclear membrane. The record is from RefSeq and is a predicted model, not a curated record. The coding region runs from base 113 to 856 and encodes 247 amino acids. The transcript is spliced from 4 exons.
AUUUCAAUCAAUCAAUCAACGUGAAUGUUCAUCGGCGGGCUUUCUCUUUCGUACUUUGUGGGUGGUCUUAUACAAAUUUCAGGAAUGCAAACUUACGCAAACAAUUGCAGACAUGUCUUUUAAAGAUACUACGGCUAUUUUAAUGUGUAUUACUGUUUUGUGUUGUUGUAUUUUUACAUUAGGUCAGUUAGUUUUAUUUCUAUCUUCUCAUUCUCCAUUGAAACAGAACCGAUACCCGCCGUUUGUAUAUCUUGGAAAUUUGGAAUCCUUAUGGCUUCAAAUUCUGACAAACAUAUGCUUAGCAGGAUUUUUCAUACUGCAACAUUCUCUCCAGAGCCAUGAAUCAGUAAAACAGUUUUUGAAUGGCAAAGGUCUACAAGUUUUUGAGAGAUUACUUUACAAUUUGGGCUCUUGUUUUGCUUUACAGGUAUUGAUGCAACUAUGGCAUCCCACAUCUGAAUGGGUGGUGUGGGAAGUCUCAACAAGUGCUCACCCUGUUGCAUGGUGGAUUUUUACAGCUGUCCACUGUAUAGCAUGGCUUUUCAUAUAUGGUGGCUGCUAUGUCAUGGACAUCACAGAAUUGUUGGGAGCCAGACAGGUGAUCUACAGUCUCCAGGGCUGGCCAGAUCCGCUAAGUUUGAAGUCGGAAGGCCUGCGCCGCAUGUAUUCCCACAUGCGUCACCCCAGUUUCUCCGCUCUUGUCGUUCUGCUGUUCUUCCACCCCUUGAUGCAAAUGGACCGGCUCCUGCUUGCUUACGCUUUCCUCCUGUAUAUGCUGCUGGGCACUCGGGUGGAUGACGUGGACUACUGUUAUCAGCGGAGGAUGCUCCAGCGCAAGGAGAGGGAUCUCAGCUGAUGUACACGUCCGUGCAUGCACUGUAGAGCUCUGUUGGGUCCAAUUUUUCUCAACAUUUGAUUGUUUGGGAACGUAAAGAUAUGAAGUAUCUUUUGAAUUCCGUUGGGACCUCACAUGGAGUGAUGAAAUUGCUUCAAAAUGAGGAUAUGGAUAUCCAUAUAGUUAAGUGCCUGCAAAUAUUGGCUGUAGUGUAAUGCCUGUUGUCUUUCUUACUAAAUGUUUAUAACCAGUUGAUUACUAGCCGAAAAUGAUAUCAUCGAAACAUGGUGGAAAUAGAACAGUGCCAUAUAAUUAUUUCAUGUUUGAAAAAUCUAAUAAAAUAAUAGCACAGAGUAAUAACAGUAUUUUUAUUUUACCAUACUGCAUUUGAAAUUUCCUUACAAUAUUGGGUCCAUUUUUGAUCUCGUUUCUUUUUGAGAACCUUUAACAUAAGAAUUUUAUGAUUCUUUAUUGCCCCCUCCCCUCCAACCAUCAUUCGUUUCAUGUUAAGUAUAAUUUAGCAUUUUUAUUAGAACAUAGUAACUGCUUUGUAUAAUGUGCUUCAACUGUUUUGAACAGAAUUUCUUCAUACCUUGCGGAUAGUUCUCUGAGUUAUAUUAGAAAAGAUCGCAUUUUUAGUUUUUCUGUUAAGAAAUUUAAAUCCCAUAUUCUAAUCUCUUAUACGAAUUUAAAUAACGUGCACCCCUCGUACUAUACCCAAAAAAGAGGAGUUGUGAUCCUGAGGUUUUGAGAAGAUUGUAUUUUAACUAGCCACCUUUGGCGACCUAUUGGUUCUCCGUGAUUAAUGGUUGCUGAAAACUUUAAUUAUUUCCUCAGCAAAAUAUUUUUUUAAAAAUCGAGAUGUGCCCUUCAAAGGGAGCUCUGUAAUGUCUGUAGAGCGCAUCUCUUUAUUACGAUUCAUCUAAUAGAAAAAUGAGAAUUAGAUAUGCCCAUUGGUUAUACAAGAUAUGUAUGAAAAGUGCUUAAAUUUGAAAACUAUUUUUAAUGUGCUUAAUUUGGGCGGGGAAAUGCCUUUAGAAAAGUGCUUAAUUUUCUUGAGAAAUGUAAAGAAAACAUUCCUCUUCCCCUCUCCCUCCAAAAAAAAAGCUAACGCAUACUAAUAAAGCUUUGUUUACCCCUUCUCAAGUAUGUAUGUAAGAAAGAGGGAGGGAAGGAACCAACACCUAUUAAGAUAACGCUUCCUUUUCUUCGAUAAUAGGCAACUAAAAUGCAUGAGUGAAGGAACGAUACGAAAUACUGAAUGUACCAAGCAUUCCUUUAAUUUUCGAAUUUUUAAUCGAAAAGCAUUCCUUUAAUUUUAGGUGUGAUGAUUUAGCGAACAAGUACAGUUUGGUUCCACACAAUAAUUAAUUCAAAUCAGCUCAGUCGUAGUAGUAGUAAUCUGCAGUAAUACAAGGAUGUUCAAAUGAAAAGGUACGAAACGACAUUGUGAGUAUAAAUGAAGACUUUAUUCAAAGUAGACGCUAUAGGCCUAAGCACAACGAUCCCAUUGAUUAAGGAGCCGAAGGAUUCCUUGUUCCAGAAUUCCUGCUACCGUGACAAGAUAGUUAUUCACAACGUCCUUGAGUUCGCCGUCAUAGUUGAAGCACUUCUCUUUCAGAUGUUUUUUCAGGGGACCAAACACUUGAAAGUUUCCGGGCGACAUGUCCGAGCUGUAGGGUGGAGGGUUGAGCUGCUUCCAAUUGAACUUGGCCAGUUACGCGUAAGUGACCGUGGCGAUGUGUGGACGCGCGUUAUCAUGAAGCAGAACCACACCUUCCGUGAGUAGCCCCGAUCUUUUGUUCUUGAUGGACCUGCGUAGUUUUAAGUGUCUCACAGUAUGUAUUGGAGUUAAUGCUUCUUCUGUGCUCGGGGAAUUCAACAAGUAGCGGACCUUAGCCAUCGAAAACGAUGGUGAGCAACACCUUGCCUGCUGACGCCACGGCUUUGAAGUUUUUAGUGGGAGGUGACGAUGUAUGCUACCACUUCAUGCUGUCCGGUUUUGUCUCUGGCUCGUAUUGACGGCACCAGCUCUCAUUACAUGUGACGAUCCGCACCAGGAAAGCGAGGUCUUCAUGAUACCGAAACAAAUGUUGAAAUGAUAGACCCAUGCACAUUUCUUUGUGCUGGUCGGUCAGCUGCUUUGGAACCCAUUGCGCGCUCACUUUCCGAUAACGCAACCUGUCGUAAACAGUUGUCCACCCUGUUCCAACGCUGACAUCCACCUUCACCGCCAACAUUCGCAAUAUGACACGCCGAUCACUUCUCACUAGGUCGUCCACCUUGUCUAUGAGAUCGGCCGUGGUGACUGUUUUCCUGGCCUGGUCUCGGAUCAUCAACGAAACUCUUGCGUCCUGCCCGAAAACGGACACUCCAUUUUUCUCACUGACUUGUCUGACACACAGUCUUCCCCUUAUACGAUGACCAUCCGGCGAUGAAUAGUGGCCGAUGUAACACCUUCCUCAGUCAGAAUAACGCCGCGCUGCUCAAUCGUCGAAUUUUACAAUGAGAACGCCAUCCUGUCUUCACAUGCACUGCCACGUCAAUUAGGGGCGCUCUUUAUAAGAGCCCCUACUUUCUCCUGCGCAUACGGCCGUCCGCGUGGACUCCGAUCUACGCCGGAGACGCUAAUCGCAUCCCUAGAUGUCUUGCUACGUUCUCCCAUAGCGGCAUAGACAAAUAUAUUAGCGGUUACGAUGUUACGACGUUUCGUACCUUUUCCUUUGAACACCCCUUGUACUAUUGGUACUACGAGAAAUAUUAGAAAAAUGAGCAUUAAGAGCUCAAUCCCAAAUAAAGUGGUAUUGGAAACAAAUGUUCACAUUAUCAUUUAAAUUUCGCAAUAGCCGAAACAAACGAUUGUAAACUUUUCAUUAAACUUGACGAUUCAAUGAUAUUUUACAAUAAUAGAAUUAAACUCAUGUUCAUUAAAUGAAGUGAAAUUUAUCAAAUCAAGUGUUAAAGAAUUUUUCUAAACCAAAUUUAGAUUGUUCCUAAAAGUAGAAAUAAUAAUUAGUACCGGAGAGACCGAGCAUACCUCGGUAGUUUUUUGCAAAAUCGUGGUUUUUUUUUUUUUUUUUUUUUUUUU